UGGUCAAACUGAAUCCAAAAGAACAAGGAAAAGGACACUUUUGCUCCGGCGCCCUCCUCCUCUCCUCGUCGCCCGGUCGCCGUCCAGUGUAGCUGCGAGAUGGCGGCGGCCGUAGGCUUGGAGGACGCUUUCGGCGCCUCCGUCUUCGGCGGGGCCAUGCCGGAGGGACACCCCACGCCGCACCCCGUCCUCUUCCGCGCCCACGCCCGCUCCGCUGCCGCCCUCCGCGUCGUCGCCACCGACUGCCACUCCCUCGCCUGGGACUGCUCCCUCUCCGUCGCCGACCUCGAAGACCUCAGAGAUGAUGUUGGAAUCGGCGGCUCAUGGUCCGACUUCUUGGAUUACCUGAAAUCCUCCUUAUCCUCUGGAGCAGUGAAACUGCUCUUCGCUGCCGACCAACUCCAGAAUUCACCCGGUGCUGAUGGUGCAAAGAUUGUGGCUACGAAGGCAAAGGGCCUGCCUCGUAUCACCAUUGCUCUCAGUAGAGUGACUGGAGCUGCAGUGAGUGAUGUCGUAGCGGAGUUCUCGCUAGCGCUUUACGCUUCUUACAGGACUAUGCAGGAGCAUGCAUCCAGAGAUCAACAACGUAUAUCACAGCUGAUGGGAAGUCUGUCGUCUGAAAGAGGUACCAGAGAAGAGCUCUUGUUGAUGGACUUUGUUGCAGGUUGUCUUCUUCCACAGGAAAAUAAUGAAAUAAUGCAAAAACAACUUGAAGCUCUUUCUUUCCUAGACAGAAGAAAGGCAACAAAGCCAAAGCUGGUGGCUGAUCAGAUUCCAACUGUGUGUGGUGUGACUGUGGUCUCUGAUCAAGUUAUUGCCCCUGUGCAGCAGCAAACACCAGCUUCACCUAGUAAACCCCCUCCAGUUAAAGCGACGAAGCGGGUAGCUCCCAUAUCUCGGAGGUUGUGCAAAGGGCAAGGACACGUGGAGCUUUGCUGCAAGAUAAUGAGGAUGAUGAGGUUGACAGAAAUUAGAGAUUUUUGGCGUUGAUUAAAUUUUGCCAGAUGUAUAUUACAAAAUGUGACUCUGUGGUUAUGUAGUUUUGUGGUUGUUCGACUUGUGUCAAACUUAUGGAAUGCCACUAUUUGCCGCUCAAGUCAUGAAGUUUCAGGACAGUAGAAACCAAGUUCAUAUAUGGAAUCAUCAUUAUUUUAGUAUCCCUUUUCUAUUUA
Molecule: messenger RNA, 1172 nt
Organism: Brachypodium distachyon (stiff brome)
Lineage: Eukaryota; Viridiplantae; Streptophyta; Magnoliopsida; Poales; Poaceae
Exons: 8
Coding region: 100-990 (296 amino acids)
Source: RefSeq, a predicted model, not a curated record